GAAGCAAAUAGAAGAGAUGGAAGAAAAACAAAGAUCUGACAAAGCAGAACUUGUAAGAAUGCAGCAAGAAGUAGAGUCACAGCGCAAAGAGACAGAAAUAGUACAGCUGCAGAUUCGAAAACAGGAAGAGAGUCUGAAACGGAGAAGUGUUCACAUUGAGAGCAGGUUAAAGGAUUUGCUGGCUGAAAAAGAAAAGUUUGAAGAAGAGAGAUUACGGGAACAACAGGAGAUAGAGCUUCAAAAGAAAAAACACCAGGAAGAAAUUUUUGCCCGUGUCAAAGAGGAGUUGCAGCGACUGCAAGAACUUAAUCAUAAUGAAAAAGCAGAGAAAAUGCAGAUCUUCCGUGAACUAGAGAGACUUAAAAAGGAAAAAGAUGAACAGUAUAUGAAGCUGGAAUCAGAAAAAAAGAGACUUGAAGAACAAGAACGGGAGCAGGUGAUGCUGGUGGCUCAUUUAGAAGAACAGCUUCGAGAGAAGCAGGUCAUGAUAGAGCUCUUGAAGAGAGGGGAUGUACAAAGAGUUGAAGAAGAGAAAAGAGAUCUUGAAGAUAUUAGGGAAUCUCUUUUGAAAGUCAAGGAGGCCCGAUCUGAAGGUGAUGAAAAACGUGAAGAGUUAGUAAAAGCACAGCAUGAUUUUGUAGAGUUUAAAAGGAAACAACUGGAACAGUUGACUAUUUUGGAGAAAGAUUUAGUUCAACAAAUGGAUCACCUAGAAAAGGAAAUAGCAGAUGAAAGAAGAGCUCUGGAACACUUAAAAUAUGCACAUGAAGACCAUUUAAAUCUCCUGAGAGAUGAUGAAAACUUUGUGGACGCUGUAUUCAAGGCUGAAGAAGUUGAAAAGAUAAAGACAGCGGAAUACAGGCUCCAAUCUAAAGUACGCCAGCUUGAGUACCUGAAGAGUAGUCAUUUGCCAGCUCUGCUGGAAGAAAAACAAAGAGCUUCUGAAGUCCUUGAUAGAGGCUUGUUAGGGUUAGAUAAUACUCUCUAUCAAAUAGAGAAAGAAAUAGAAGAAAAAGAAGAGCGGCUUGCCCAGUAUAGAGCUAGCACAAAUCAACUGCAGCAGCUUCAAGAAACCUUUGAAUUUACAGCCAACAUAGCUCGUCAGGAAGAAAAGGUUCGGAAAAAGGAAAAAGAAAUCCUUGAAUCAAGGGAAAAGCAGCAGAGAGAGGCACUGGAGCAAGCUGUUGCCAAGUUAGAAAGGAGGCACUCUGCUUUGCAACGUCGUUCAACGAUAGACUUUGAAAUUGAAGAGCAGAAACAGAAGCUUGCCACCUUGAACAACAGCUGCAGUGAACAGGCAGGUCUGCAGGCUAGUCUAGAAGCUGAGCAGAAAGCCCUCGAACAAGACCGAGAACGCCUGGACCAGGAAAUCCAGCAGCUGAAGCAAAAAAUAUACGAGGGUGAUGGUCAGAAAGGAAGUCAUGGCACAUUAGAAGAGAGACUCUCCCAUACCACUUCCCCUACCACUCCAACAAAGCCACAGCCACUCGCUGCACCGCUAGUUGAUGAUAGGAUAAAUGCCUUUAUUGAGCAAGAAGUGCAGAGAAGGCUCCAGAAUAUUCAUCAUAAAGCUGAGGAUAAUGAUGUUAGCCUGUCCUGGUCUACAGAAAGUUUAAAGGAUAAUGAGAGGCUUAAUAAUGGCACUCUUCAACGCAAGCUGAAGUAUGAGCGGAUGGUCUGUCGUUCACUGGGAGCAAAUCCAGACGACCUAAAGGACCCAAUCAAAAUUAGUAUUCCACGCUAUGUCCUGUGUGGGCAGGGAAAGGAUGAACACUAUGAGUUUGAAAUAAAGAUAACAGUCCUGGAUGAGACAUGGACAGUAUUCAGGCGGUACAGUCGUUUUCGAGAAAUGCAUAAAACUUUAAGGCUGAAGUACCCAGAGCUUGCCACUUUAGAAUUCCCCCCGAAGAAGCUCUUUGGAAACAAGGAUGAACGAGUGAUUGCAGAACGACGGAGUCACUUAGAGCAAUACCUCAGGAGCUUUUUCUCUGCAAUGCUGAACUCUCCAUCGUCUCCACUGCACAUUGAUAAAGUGGGUCUGACUCUGUCAAAAUACACCAUCUGUGAAUUCUCACCCUUCUUCAGGAAAGGUGUUUUUGACUAUAGCAGCCACGGGACCAGCUAA
Messenger RNA from Nestor notabilis (Kea), 2125 nucleotides. Its product is annotated as kinesin-like protein KIF16B. The annotation marks the transcript as partial. The record is from RefSeq and is a predicted model, not a curated record. Lineage: Eukaryota; Metazoa; Chordata; Aves; Psittaciformes; Psittacidae. The transcript is spliced from 8 exons. Gene Ontology annotation, molecular function: phosphatidylinositol binding.